AUGGGUGCCUACAAGUAUAUGCAGGAGUUAUGGCGAAAGAAACAAUCGGAAGCGAUGCGAUACUCGUUGAGGAUUCGAUGCUGGCAAUACAGACAAAUGUCUGGCAUUCACCGUGCUCCCCGACCCACCCGGCCCGAGAAGGCUCGUCGUCUCGGAUACCGUGCCAAGCAAGGCUACGUUGUUUACCGUGUUCGCGUUCGUCGUGGUGGUCGAAAGCGUCAAGUCGUUAAGGGACAAACGUACGGAAAACCGAAAACCCAUGGAGUGAACGAAUUGAAAAAUCAACGAGGACACCAAGCUGUUGCUGAGUGCCGUGUCGGUCGUCGUUGCGGUGGUUUGCGCGUGCUUUCGAGCUAUUGGAUCGGUCAAGAUUCCACUUACAAAUUCUUCGAAGUGAUUCUCGUCGAUCCAGCUCAUAAAGCAAUCCGCCGAAACCCUGACACUCAAUGGCUGACAAAAGCCGUUCACAAACACAGAGAGAUGCGCGGUUUAACCUCAGCUGGAAGAAAAUCCCGUGGACUCGGCAAAGGACAUCGAUUCUCAGCCACUCGCGGUGGAUCACAGGCAAAGAAUUGGCUCCGCAAAAACACGAAAGUUCUCCGCCGCAAACGU
Mesorhabditis belari is the source of this 612-nucleotide messenger RNA. NCBI's taxonomy places the organism in Eukaryota, Metazoa, Nematoda, Chromadorea, Rhabditida, Rhabditidae. The record is from the annotation of a GenBank genome assembly.